Messenger RNA from Meloidogyne enterolobii, 390 nucleotides. Lineage: Eukaryota; Metazoa; Nematoda; Chromadorea; Rhabditida; Meloidogynidae. The record is from the annotation of a GenBank genome assembly.
UUCUUUGGAUUGCUGAAUGUGCUGCUGAUUUGAUUUUGGGAAUAAAUCGUUGUCUCGAAGUUGCAUUUCCAGAGAUUGCGAGAAAGCUUUUCCACAAUAACCGUGUUUAUAUUUGGAUAACUUUUUGUAGUUUAUAUGGAGUUUAUUGGCUAAUAUUUUUACACCCGUGUAUUUUUAAUGGAAGACUUUUUGAAGUUUCAUUAGAUCCAUUAAAUGGAUAUAGACAUGGAAUUAUUGAAGGAAGAUUUAGUACCAUUUACAACACACAAUACAAUAUUGGCUUUAGGGUCUCCAAUAAUUUAUUCAAUUUUUUCAAUUUGUGUUUUCAUUAAAGGCCGUGAAUUAAUUAGCAGUGUUUCAAAAGAGGAAAAAUUGGUUAAAAUUAAAUAA